UCAUGAUUUCAGUCAUUGUCAUCAUGUUGGAGGUAGUGCUGGGUAAAAAGGAGAAAAAGUGGAAAGUGAUUGGUGCAGGUGGAGCGGUUGGAGAGCCUUUGUCAAUGCCAGUCAAGAGAGUGAAAAUGCUACACAUCCAGCCAUCCAAGCAACAAGAAGGUCAUCAAGCUGGGAGGGGUCCCAUUGACAAAUAUAAGUACAUAGUUAUGUAUUGGCAGAUCGAUCCAGAAAUGUUAACUUCACCAUUAAAAGGAAAGUUCAUUUUUUGGAUUGCAAGAAAUAAAAAAUUGAAAGUCAGGGGUUGUUUUCAUCAACUUUGGCAAAUGAAAGCAUUCAAUUCAAAAAAUGGCCAGAGGCUUAGGAAGACUUUAUUAGAUCUUCUAUUUAUUUUUAACAAAAGUGACUGGCACUGUAAAAGGGUAUAUUUCCAAUUAGUAAGUUAACUAACAUCUGUUAGCUAUUACCUAACAGGAUAUUCUGCUAAAUAUGCAAAAAACGUAAGGUUAUAGCAGAAAAAAUGAAAAGGCAAGGAAAGAUAUAUGAUAUUUGAGAAAAGAUGAAGAUUUAUUUGCUAAAAUAUUUUCUUACUAACAGAAGAUGAGGCAUAUAAGGGCUUUAUUUGGUGGAGCAAGCCGAACUAGUCAUUCUCUCCUCUUCUUCAUGUAAUUAUUUAUAUGUGCUGACAGCAACUCUUAAUAGAAGAAUGCAACUGUUUUGCACAUUUAAUUGCAGUUCGGGCUUUAAAAAGAGAUUCUUUUUCAACUUUCUUUUCUCAUAUUUGUUGUAGUUUUGCACAUAUCCUUAUGUCUUUAACCUUAGAUCACUGAAUAUGCUUUAUACCUUUUGGUUGCUCUACUUUUUGUAAUGUCGUAAUUGAUGUCUGAGUUUAUUAUUCCCACCCAGUAGAGAAUGUAGCUACGUACUAAAUGUGGAGCUUGUAUGAGGAUACCUCAUGGGGACAUUACCCCUAAAGAUGGGAAAGGUUACAUAGACACUGGAUCACCAUCUGUUGGUCCCAGUAGAUCAUGCAAGUCCAUGGAAAUGGAAAUAGAGUCCCUGCUUGAGAAGUUACUUGAUAUUAAUGAUUCCAUGAGCCGGUGUGCUGCAACAGCAUCUGCUACGAGUUCUGUCAAUCAAAAGCUUGCAAGGCAUAGGGACAUACUCCAUGAAUAUACACAGGAGUUUAGACGAACGAAAGGGAACUUGAACUCCAUGAGAGAGCAUGCUGAACUUCUUACCUCUGUUCGAGAUGAUAUCAGUGAAUCAAAGGCAUCCGGAAGUUUGUCACCUGCAGUGCAGUUAUUGCGAGAGAGAGCUUCAGUUCAUGGUAGCAUAAGCCAUAUUGAUGAGGUGAUAGGCCAGGCUCAAGCUACAAGAUCGGUGCUAGGAGCACAAAGGGCUUUGUUUGGCGAUGUUCAGGGGAAAGUCAAACAUCUAGGCGAAAAAUUUCCCAUAAUACGAGGCCUCAUCGGAGGAAGCGUUCAAGGGAUACUCUCAUCCUUGCUGCGGUGAUUGCGGCCUGCACAUUGUUCUUGAUCAUUUAUUGGCUCUCAAAGUAGUCUGCAAUGAAUCGUGCAAUCCUCAAACGCUACUGAAAUAAGUAAUUUCACGCAUCCUCUGUUAAGUAAAUUGGUACAAACAUUGGU
Molecule: messenger RNA, 1646 nt
Organism: Asparagus officinalis (garden asparagus)
Lineage: Eukaryota; Viridiplantae; Streptophyta; Magnoliopsida; Asparagales; Asparagaceae
Product: Golgi SNAP receptor complex member 1-2-like
Exons: 6
Coding region: 940-1512 (190 amino acids)
Biological process (GO): endoplasmic reticulum to Golgi vesicle-mediated transport; vesicle fusion
Cellular component (GO): Golgi medial cisterna; SNARE complex; cis-Golgi network
Molecular function (GO): SNAP receptor activity
Source: RefSeq, a predicted model, not a curated record